UGGGAUUUGACGGCAGGCGGCCAGACAGGAACGGCAGGCGGCCGCCUGCUGGACCGCCUGCGGCGGCCGGGAUCCGCCGGGAUCCGCCGCGAUCCGAUUUGACAAUGAAAAGACGGCAGGCGGCCGAUGUGUGACGGAAGGCGGCCGCCCUCUGUGGCCGCCUACGGCUGACGGGGACCGGCCACCGACCGCUGUCGGCGACGAAGACGGCAGGCGGCCGGAGAGAGGCGGAAGGCGGCCGCCUGGUUGGCCGCCUUCGGGAAAAUUUCUCCUAUAAAUAGCCCGAUUUUUCCUCAACUCAAACACACCUCUUCCAACCCUAAAUCAGUUCAAAACACCUUCUUUCUUCCUCCAUUUUCGAGCUCCAAAGGUCUUAGAGAGAGAGAAACUUCAAAUCUUCAUAUCUUCUUCAUUUUAGCUCCAAAUUAUGUCUGGAGGAAGACGUGACGAUCCCAUUUUCGAGGAGCCACCACUAUGACGGGAAGACCCGCCACCUCAGCCUGAUAUCCCAUUUGCUACUAUUGCUGAUCGCAGACGCUUCCAGGCAUGGGGGCAAUACCGCACACUCCUUCCUCCCAUGAUCCUGGACCCGACGAUGCUAGAGGAAUGGGGGUACUGGGAUGAGAUUGAUUCCCUGCUAGGAGACUCUUUAUGGCGGAGGAUUCUAUUCGUUCAGGAGAGGGCCAGCCUUCCAUUGACGAUGGAGUUUCUGUGCUCCGUUCAGUUCACUCAUUACGGACAGGCUGUGCAGGAGGGUGCUGUUAUUGGGUCAGAGUCUCGGAUGAGGUUUACUAUUCUAGGCAUGGAGCACUCCAUCACUGUGGCUGAGCUCGGAUGGAGGAUGGGGCUCUAUACCCCAGCAUACACACAGACUGAGGAGUUCCGUGCUCUUCCGACCCGCUUACCCGAGGCAUUUGACAUUGAUGAGUUCUGGCACAGACACUCCACAGACACCAGAUCAUUUCUCCGGAUGCACCCCCAUUCGAACAAAUGGAGGGAGACUCACUGGUACAUACUCUCAUUCGUACUUUCUUGUGGUUUUUUUGGACGACCUAACAACACAAACAGGUUGUCCAAAAAGGACAUACUAUUCUUUUGGAGUUUGAUUCACCGCAUCCCGGUGAAUAUGGCUGUCCUUAUGGCUCGUUUCUUCCGGAGCCAGGGGAAGACUGUGCGGCGCACUAUCCAGGCAGGGCCUUUCAUCACUACUCUCGUUAGAUCAUUCUACCCAGAUCUAGACAUUCCGGGGCUACUGCACUUACAGGAUAGCAUCCGCGUUCUUCGAUCCUCAUCCUUUACCAACAUGAGGAUCAAGAAGAAGCGGAAUACUCAAGAGCUCCCAGGUAUUGAGCAGCCGACCCAGCAGGGUAGUUCUUCUCGACCCUCAGGACAUGAGGGAUCUAGCGAGCCCUUUUCAGACAUGCCUAGCGCCGCAGAUUGGAGAGCGAUGAUGGAGGGGAUGCGGAGUCUCCAGACUUCAGUUGUUGAGAUACGAGAUGCACAGGAGAGAGGAUUCCAGGAGAUGCGAGAUGCGCAUGCGACGGCCCUAGGAGAGUUCUGAGACUUUCGAUUAGCUCAGGAGAGAGCCACCCGGGAUAUGCAGGAGGAGUUAGAGACCCAGAGGCUAGAUAUUGAUGAGAUGAGAGACUGGCUUAGGCCACACUAUGGCCCUCGGGAUUACGCAGGCGAUGCUUAGUUUUGCUUCUUCCUUGACAUUUUUUUUUUUGUGUUUGUUUGUUUCUUCAGGUUGGACAUUGCGCUGCUCUUUUGACUUGAAUGCUC
This is a messenger RNA of Cuscuta epithymum, 1782 nucleotides long. The record is from the annotation of a GenBank genome assembly. NCBI's taxonomy places the organism in Eukaryota, Viridiplantae, Streptophyta, Magnoliopsida, Solanales, Convolvulaceae.